This is a messenger RNA of Ceutorhynchus assimilis (cabbage seed weevil), 4524 nucleotides long. The record is from the annotation of a GenBank genome assembly. Lineage: Eukaryota; Metazoa; Arthropoda; Insecta; Coleoptera; Curculionidae.
AACGCAACUGCAAAAUCACAAAACACCAAUACAAAUUCCAAAAAUAAUAACAAUAACAUCAAAAAGCUGUAACCAAAAGAUUAACCCAAGUCCAAAGCUGGGUUAUAAUCGGUUAUAAGUGGUAAAUACCAAAAGAAAAUCAGCUGAUAUGUGACGUCACAACUUCCCCUACUUUGGUUAAAACCGCGACGGCGGAAAUGCAUUGGUUAUAACCAAAUAAUAAUCAUUCCAGGCUGAAAAUCGCCUAUAGUAUUUAUCUCUGACGUUGACAUUGUCUACAGGCACAUCACUGAUCUAACCCUUUUAUUUGCUGUAUUUUGUUCAAGUUCCUAUAGUUUUCGUUAUAUUAUGAUAUCGUUAGUAUUUUUCUUGAAGGAUCUCUCGCUUUGCAAUUCCUUUUAAAUUAGCAUUACAGAUUCCUAAAAAAAAAAGGAUGAAGUGGAUUAUGUGCAAUUGAACGUUUCGCCACUAGAUGGCGGCACAUUAGCGGAGGGCUCCUAAAAUCCGAAAAAAAAACUGUCAAAGUCGGCGAAUAGAAAAAUUUAUCAAUUAAAUUCAGAGGCACAUUUUAUAAUAAUCAAGGAAAAACCAUGGAUUAACUAAAUUAACAAAAGGGUUGUUUAUUAAAUUAAACAUGGCAAAUACGGACGUGGCAGCGCUGGCCGCCGAUUUGGCGAGGGCGGUCGAACUAACGAUGAGCCCCAACGCCUCUCACGCGGACAGACUGAAGGCCUAUCAAGCUUGCGAGAGCUUCAAGGAAACGUCCCCGUUGUGUGCCGAAGCUGGUUUGUAUUUGGCCGCUUCCACUCAAAACUCACUCAAUUCCAGACAUUUUGGCUUGCAAUUGAUGGAACACACUGUUAAAUAUCGCUGGACCCAAAUUAGUCAGCAAGAGAAGAUUUUUAUUAAGGAGAAUUCGAUGAAGUUGCUUGCGGCAGGUGGUAUAAGUGAGGAGCCUCACAUGAAAGACGCUUUAAGUAGGGUAGUGGUUGAAAUGGUGAAAAGAGAGUGGCCCCAGCAAUGGCCCAGUCUUUUAAACGAACUGUCAGAGGCUUGUGCCCGUGGAGAAACACAAACUGAACUUGUUUUGUUUGUUUUUUUAAGAUUAGUUGAAGAUGUUGCCUUGUUACAAACUCUAGAAUCAAAUCAACGACGUAAAGACAUUUAUCACGCCCUCACAGCAAAUAUGGCACUAAUAUUUGAAUUUUUUCUAAGACUUAUAGAGCAACACGUCACUAGACUAAGAGCUCUAACUGAGCUGAAUGAUCCAAAAGUGGCGGCUCACACUAGAGUUGUCCAAGUAGUUUUAUUAACUCUAACAGGUUUUGUGGAAUGGGUCUCUAUGUCUCAUAUAAUGGCCCAAAAUGGGCGCCUGUUGCAAAUUUUAUGUUUGUUGUUAAAUGACAGCGCUUUUCAGUAUUCAGCAGCUGAAUGUCUAUCACAAAUUGUUAACAGGAAAGGGAAAAUUGAAGAGAGGAAGUCCUUACUGAUGUUGUUCAAUAGUGAUACUCUGCAAUGUUUGGUUGCUGUGGCAAAAACUCCCGGGACUGUUUUGGAUGAUCAGUUUUAUUUGUUUAAAAAAAAACUUAUUCAGGUCCUUAGUGGAUUAACAACACAAUUAUGCACCAUCUGGACCAAAGACCCCACAUUUAGACCAAUAAAUUUUUCCAUGUUCCUGGAAGCCGUUUUAGCCUACAGCAAUCAUCCGAGCUUAGUACUGGCCCACUUGGCCAACCCCUUGUGGAACAGCAUGCUAAAACACGAACAGGUGUCUCGAGAUUCGAUUUUUUUGCAAUACAUGCCCCAAUGGGUGCAAUGCAGCGCACCUAAAAUCAUCAAAUUCAAUUAUCCCACGGGUAAAAGCAAUGGAAUUCUAUCGGAAACGUUAGCUUAUGUCAAAGUGGAUUUUGACAGCGACGAGGAAUGGUCCAGUUUUUUUUACAGAUGCCGCGGAGAUUUUUUGGAUUCGUUUAGACAGGCAACUAUUGUGGCCCCAUUGAUCACCUUCAACUAUGCAGAACAGUGGCUGCAUAAAUGCCUGUCAGUGCCAAAUACAACUUACGGAUUAAAAUUCUCAGAUCCAGUUCAUCUAGAAUGGGAAGCCUUGGCCAAUUUUUUAGAAAGCGUUCUGAGCAGAGUCCUACAAGCCCCAGAAAGACCUCCGAUACCUUCAGGACUACGUUUGCUGCAGCUAUGCUUAACAUAUCAACCUAUUGACCCUCUAAUCAUAUCGACUCUUCUGAGUUGUAUCAGCGCGCUGUUUGUAUUUCUGAGCAUGUCCACCGGCCAAAUGGCUCCUUCAGUAAAUUCAGUGGCCGCUUCCGGUGCCGCCCUCUUGCCUCAAGUCUUGGAAAAAAUCUUCGCCACUCUAGUGUACAUUCCUAAAGGUGAAAAAAACGAACUAAACUCAAAACCGAUGCUAGGAGUCAGGCGGCACGCUACCUCUUUGAUUGUGAAAAUUGGCAACAAGUAUCCGUUGUUGUUGUUGCCCGUUUUCGAUCAGAUCAAAGCUACAGUGGAAAAUUUGUCUAGACCUGACAGUGUUGCUAGGUUGAGCAACAUGGAACGGGUGACGCUUUUGGAAGGUCUGUUGUUAAUUUCCAAUCAUUUUGGCGACUACGAGCGACAAAGUUCUUUCGCAGGCGAAAUUCUUUGUGAAGCCAACGCCCAAUUUCUCAACAUUGUAGCCACUGGAGCCCUAAAAGGCGCCCCCGAAUUCAUCAGCUUCGUCGGCCUGAAUAAACCCCCUCCAGACGAAUCCACCACCAACUUGAUGUUUUGCGUCUAUUUAGUCUUGGGUGCCAUCAAACGAUGUUCCUGGCCCGACGAUCCGGAACGCGCCACCAGAGGGGGCUUCGUCGUGUCCUUGACUGAAGCUGGAAAUCCAGUCUGUCGGAACCCGGCCGCACCUCACGUAGUGCCUCUACUACCUCACAUUCUUUCGCUGAUUAAAAUAUUUAAUGAGUUGUUUACGCCAGAGGCUCAAAGAAUCAUACAUAGUAGCUACAAGGCGUGUUUGGCGAUGCCCGAAACGGAAAAGUCUGUUUUAUUAGGACAAGUAGGGUAUUGUAGUGAUAAUGGUGAUCUGCAGCAGUUGGAUCAAAGUCCGUUUGAAAGGAUGCAACGGUUUUUGACUGGGUUGCACGAGAACUGUUAUCAUUUGAUUGGUUCUAUGGGGCCCUCGUUGGGCAGAGACUUGUACAAUAUUCCUGAUUUGGCUUUGGCGAUUAUUAAUAGCGUUUUGAGUUGUUUAGAGUACGUUCCUGAUUUUAGAUUGAGACCAAUCAUAAGAGUAUUUUUAAAAUCUUUUGUGUACUCUUGUCCAGCUCCUUACUACGAAAUGGUUCUCUUGCCAGUGUUGGCUCACAUUGCUCCCAUAUAUUUAAACAGGCUGCAAGGCAAUUGGCAAAAAGUCAUCGAGUUUCGGAAUCGAGAGUUGCAAGAAGAUAAUGCCGAUACUAAAGAGGUUCUAGAGGAUUUCCUUACUAGAGCUCUUACCAGAGAGUAUUUGGAUUUGUUAAAGGUGGCUCUGGUUGGCGGCAGUCUUACUCCCGAAUCCAGUACGGAUACAAUGGAGACAGAAGUGUUGAGUAUUUCUCCCACUCCAGCUUCUACUAGAUCCAGUUUGACUGCUGAAGUUAUUUCAGAUCUUGGUCUGAUUUUGUUACGCAACGAAAAAACCUGCCAACCGAUAGUCUUAUCAGUACUGGGAGCUUUGAGUUGGAUCGACAGCAAUGCCUCUUUGAAAGCCACCCAAUUGACGGGCCCCAUAGUGAGACAAUUGACUGUUGAUGCUUCACUCAAUGGCGAAAUGGCCACUCACAUUAUGGCCGCUAUUUUGAACGCCCUAAUUUUGCACGGACAACACGAAGCGAAUCAGGGGGCGCUGCUAACUUUAGGCGCUCAAAUUUACGAAAUGUUACGGCCUACUUUUGUGGAAGUUUUAGGGGUAAUGCAACAAAUUCCUGGAGUGAAUCCAGUUGAUUUGCAAAAGUUGGACGAACGUAUUUCAGGUACUACAAGCAAAGGUAACAAAGUGGAAAAAGUUAAAAAAGACCUGUUUAAAAAAUUGACUGGAAAUUUGAUAGGUAAAAGUAUGGGUCAACUGUUCAAAAAAGAAGUAAAAAUUAACAAUUUGCCUCAGAUGGCCGUGUCUAUAAAGGACAGGCCUGAUAUCGUACCGGAUCUGCGCCACAUCUACUCCAGCUAGUGAAUAUGCCAUAAUAUUUAUUUUAAUUACAAUUUCGUGUCCCUGAAGUUAGGGACAAAAAAACAUCAUUCCUAUAUGAACUGGUACUAGUUUGAGAGAGGGGUGGUGUAGGUACUCAAAUUUUUACAUAAUUUAUAGCGUUUUCUCUCAAUACACCACUGUGUAAGUUUUUUUUUUUGGAAAUUUACAUAAGAUUGCAUUUUUUUUUCUAGUUGUAUAUAUAAUUUUUUUGUUUGGUAUUUAUUUAAAAAAAAAAAAUAAUAAUAAGAAACAAUUGGAUGAUACCACCUAGUUUGAAUACUCAAUACCCAUAA